This is a messenger RNA of Drosophila virilis, 777 nucleotides long. RefSeq names its product trypsin-3. Gene Ontology annotation, molecular function: serine-type endopeptidase activity. Gene Ontology annotation, biological process: proteolysis. The record is from RefSeq and is a predicted model, not a curated record. Lineage: Eukaryota; Metazoa; Arthropoda; Insecta; Diptera; Drosophilidae.
AUGCAGCCCAUUCCCGUGAUAUUAAGUCUAUUGAUCGCGCCGAUUAUUGCGACAACUGAACUGCCCGAUAAGCAGCUUGUCAAGGCCAGGGUAUUUUCGGGUAUAGAAACCAGCAUUCAGGAGCUGGGUGGCUAUGCAGUGCAAAUCUAUAAGGGCAGUAAAAUGACGUGCACUGGCAGCCUCUUAACCAAAUUUCAUAUUCUAACUGCGGCUCACUGCUUCGACAACGAGGAUUAUACGAAAUUUCACGUGAUCGCCGGUCGAACAAACUCGGAGACCUUUUUCUAUCCAGACGAGAUCAUAAACUUCGUAAUCAAGCUAAAAAUGCAUCCGAGCUACAAUAAGUUAAGGUACAUUGCCGACAUUGCCAUGAUAAAGGUUAAACUCGCCAUCAGAACUCCAGAAGUUAGCUAUUUGCCACUCUGCACACGGAAGAUGUCAGCCGGACUUAUGGCCACCGUGUCUGGCUGGGGCGCUAGCGAGUUUACCAGGUCCAAAAACACGCUACGAACAAUAAGGGUGCCUCUCAUUGCCAAAGCGGAAUGCAACCAAAAGUUGGGCCGCAAAAUGCCACGCAACGUGUUCUGCGCCUCCGGCUACAACGGUCGCACGAUCUGCAGUGGCGACUCUGGCGGGCCGCUGGUCAUCCGGGGUGAACUGUGCGGCGUCAGCGUAUGGACAUAUGAAUGUGGUAACAAAUUGAUGCCCGAUGUCUAUAUGAGCGUGAACUUUUAUCGCGACUUUAUCAAUAAAACAAUUACGGAAAUGGGCGACUAG